This is a messenger RNA of Paramisgurnus dabryanus, 617 nucleotides long. Its product is annotated as galectin-5-like. Gene Ontology annotation, molecular function: carbohydrate binding; galactoside binding. The record is from RefSeq and is a predicted model, not a curated record. Lineage: Eukaryota; Metazoa; Chordata; Actinopteri; Cypriniformes; Cobitidae. Gene Ontology annotation, cellular component: cytosol; nucleus. Gene Ontology annotation, biological process: positive regulation of gene expression; negative regulation of CD4-positive, alpha-beta T cell proliferation; negative regulation of type II interferon production.
AUUGGACAUUACUAGUUUCAACUGUGCAUUGAUCGGUCUUGUAUACCCAGCUAAACUGUAUGAACUGGCAGAAUGAUUCCAGUGCCUUACAGAAGCAUUAUCAACGGUGGACUGAAACCUGGAAAAAGCUUUACCGUCCGAGGAGUGAUCCCCCACAACCCUCACAGGAUAUUUUUUAACCUGCGCCACAUAUUUGGGAUUGCAUUUCACUACAAUGUCCGUUUUGAUGAGAAUAAAGUAGUGUGCAACAGUUGGGAUGGUCAGUGGGGUCCAGAGGAAUUUCCUGAAGGGAUGCCAUUUAAAGCAUGUCAACCCUUUGAGAUCAACAUUUCAUGUAGUGAUCUUUCCUUCAAUGUGUUUGUGAAUGGUCAACACGUAUGCUCUUACAAGCAUCGCUUUUUGCCAUUGAAUGGCAUCGAUGUUUUUGAAGUUACUGGAGAUCUGCAGAUAGAUCAUGUGGAUGCUUAGUGGAGUUUUCAUCUAUUUUAAGGUUCAAGAUCAUCAAGUCAAUGUAGAAAUAAGUUUCUAAUGCAUUUGCUUGGUAACUUUAUUGAUUACUUUGUCUCCUGCCUCCUGGUUUGUAUACCAGUAAACUGCAUUGACUGAUUCUGAAUAUA